UGUGGCGGACAAAUCCUCGGACGUUAAUCCCCGCUCGGUACGGUAACCGGAGGAGGCACCGACAGUAGCAUGCUCAGCAGGCCGGACCGCUCAGUCUGACCGUCGGGACCGUCUCCGCUCCGGGCUCGGCCUCCGGGAUCGCGCCGCUGCGCAGUGAGUGCAUGCAGGCAGAGCGCGCGGGGCUGUCCGUCUCUUCCCCCCGCCUGUCGGGCUCCAGACCCCGCAGCUGCUGAGCUGAAGCUCCGUGAAGCUCCGUGAAGCUCCGGGCACGUCCACCCUGACUGCAAUGGGAUGCUGCGGUAGCGCGGAGAGGACAAAGAGAGAAUGGAGACCGCUGGAGGACCGGAGCUGCACAGACCUGCCCUGGUUCCUGCUCUUCACCGUCUUCUGCGUCGGCAUGGGCAGCAUCUGCGGCUUCACUGUUGUCACCGGCGGUGCCGCUCGCCUCGUCUUUGGAUACGACAGCUACGGGAACACCUGCGGUCAACGCAACGAGCAGAUCGAAGGCGUCCGGCUCAGCGGCCUCGACCACACCGACAGGAAGUUUGUCUUCUUCCUGGAUCCCUGUAACAUCGACAUCGUUCAGAGGAAAAUAAAAUCCAUGGCUCUCUGUGUGUCUCUGUGUCCCUCUGAGGAGCUGAAGACCUACCAGGACCUCAAGAGGUUCGCCAUGCUCAACGGUUCGGAGCUGUGUUCUUACGAGUUAGCGGGUCAUAAAUAUCCCGGCCUUCCCGAAAGGUUCUCCAAAUGUCCCAAACUUCCUGUUCCACCCAGUAAACCGUUGCCGGUGUUUAACCGCUGCACUCCGCUGGAUGUUUCCUGCUAUGCGAAGUUUGCGGAGGCCGUGGUGACGUUUGUUGGCGAUAACAGCGUUCUGCACCGGCUGAUCGCCGGCGUGGCCGCCAGUAAAGAGAUCAUCAUCGGACUGUGCGUCCUCGCUCUGGUCCUCUCCAUGGUCCUCAUGGUGAUCAUUCGUUACAUCUCAGCCGUCCUCGUCUGGAUCCUGACCUCGCUGGUUGUCCUCGGGUCCCUCGCGGGGACCAGCGUCCUCUGGUGGCUCUACAUCGACCACCGGCUGUAUGGAAACGACACCACCACUAAAGUGGCGAAGGAGGUGAAGGAGGAGGUGGAGGUCAGCAGAGACAGCGGACAGGCGCUGCUCGUCUACGCCGUCGCCGCCACCGUGUUCACCAUCAUCCUGCUGCUGCUGAUGCUGUUCAUGAGGAAACGAGUCGCUCUGACCAUCGCUCUGUUCCACGUGGCCGGGAAAGUCUUCAUCCACCUCCCCCUCCUCACCCUGCAGCCCUUCGUCACCUUCCUAGCCCUCCUGUUCUUCUGGAUCUACUGGAUCCUGGUCCUGCUCUUCCUGGGAACCACCGGGAACCCGGUCCAGAACGAGGAGACUGGUCUGACGGAGUUUAGACUGACUGGGCCUCUGCAGUACCUGACCUGGUACCAUGCCGUGGGCUUGGUCUGGAUCACUGAGUUCAUCCUGGCUUGCCAGCAGAUGACUGUGGCUGGAGCCGUGGUCACUUACUACUUCACCAGGGACAAGAACCGACUCCCGGUGACCCCAAUCCUGUCUUCGAUCCUGAGGCUGGUCAGGUAUCACCUGGGCACGGUCGCUAAAGGAUCCUUCAUCAUCACGCUGGUCAAGAUUCCCCGACUCAUCCUCAUGUACAUCCACAACCAGCUCAAAGGAAAGGAGAACGCGUGUGCUCGCUGUCUGCUGAAAACUUGUAUCUGCUGUCUAUGGUGUUUGGAGAAGUGCCUCAACUAUCUCAAUCAGAAUGCAUAUGCAGCCACAGCCAUCAACAGCACCAGUUUCUGCACGUCUGCGCGCGACGCCUUCGUGAUCCUGGUGGAAAACGCUCUGCGCGUGGCCACAAUCAACGCCAUCGGAGACUUCGUGCUCUUCUUGGGGAAGAUCCUGAUCGUCACGUCGACGGCGUUCGCCGGCGUCCUCCUCCUGAACUACCAGCGGGAUUACACCGAGUGGCUGCUGCCUCUGAUCAUCGUGUGUCUCUUCUCCUUCCUGGUGGCUCACUGCUUCCUGUCCAUCUUUGAGAUCGUGGUGGACGUCCUCUUCCUGUGCUUCGCCAUCGACACCAAGUACAACGACGGCACUCCGGGGAAGGAGUUCUUCAUGGACAAAGCUCUGAUGGAGUUCGUGGAGAGCAGCCGGCGGUUGGAGCGGGCGGUGGAGCGUGGGCGGAGCCGGGUGAAGGAGGUGGUGUCGGAGGGGGCGGAGAUGAAGCCCAUGGUGAGUGACAGUGGCAGUGGAGGGGGCGUGGCCAGGCGGAAGAGCUUGUCGGAGGAGCCGGAGGUGGGGACAGGGCUGGAUGGGGGCGGGGGAGAGUGGGAGGAUCUUCAAGAGUUCCAGGUGUACUACCUGCUGGUCGGAGUGCUGGUGGACUGGGUGCUGAUGGAGCAGAGUGGCUUCGUCCUCUGUCUCAGCGAGGACGUCGUCCUCUUCCUCUGCGUCUACCUGCCCACCUCCACCCUUUUCCUGUUUGUCAGCCUGCUGCACACGCCAAGCUCCGCCCCCUCCAACACCACCACAAAAUCAGCCGUCGUCACCGCCGCGUGCUAACAGAUGUGCUUAUGGACAUGUGCUAACUGCUGCAUGCUAAUGGACAUGUGCUAACUGCUGCAUAUUAACGGACAUGUGCUAAUAGAUAUGUGCUAACUGACACACGCUAACUGAUGCACACAGUCCUGAGCAUGCUAACCUGCCUCAUCAUCAUCAUCAUCAUCAUCAUCAUCUUCAUCUUCAUCACAGCUGCUUCUUCCUCAACAUCUGGAAUGUUGUCUUCGUUAACGUUCUGCUCGUGUCUUUUGUACUUUUGUAUCUUUCUGUUUUUGUAAUGAAGUCUCUGUCGCAGCUCUUUUUCUGUUCGGCCUUCGUCUCACCGCAGUGCUUUACGGACUCAGCAGAGCCUCGGGCUCCAGGUUUCUGCUCCUCUUCUGUUUACAUUACUGCAUCACGUGAUUGGCUCUGGUUUCAAAGUGACGGUGACAGACAGGAAGUUGGAUUGAAGUUGAUUGGUCGAACACGUGUCUGCUGGGUCCUAAUGUCUGCUCCGCUUCCAACAAGAACAACCUUUAGGUUCAUCACCAGACCGGACGUCACGGAGGGACUUUACAUUUGGAUGCCAAUGUUCAGUAGACUCAGUUUGUUUAAAUUUGAAUUAUUUUCAGCCACAAAAGAAGAAACAAAGUAAACAGAGGACUUCUGCUCCUGGUCGUGUGGAGAAGGUGUAGAAACACCUUUAGACCUUCAGGCUUGAAGCCUCCUUGAUGUUCAGAGAAGGAAUUAUCGUGUAAUUCACAGGAAAACAAAUCCAUCUUUAGACCAGCAUCCAAAAUCACAUCUGUUUAUUUCUCCAUUUCAUUUAUUAAUCGUCUCAACAGCUAAAGUUUGGAAUCACUGAAGUAGAGAAACUUCACAUGAAGUAUAAUGAGGAAAGGUGCCAGCUCUCAUCUCAGUGUGGAUUAGACAGGUCCCUGAUCAGGGUCCGAACAAGGUCUGGAGCAACAUACAGGAAGAAGGUCUAGAAGGUGCCAGCUGUGAUCAGAUAUAGUGAUGACACCGUUUACCCUGAGAACAUGUGACAGUCAGCAGCUUCCAGUUUGUUCAGGUGAUGCAGGAAUAACAGCAGCUCGAUCUCUGUAUUAUAACUCUAGUGGCAGUCUUUCUGUCAAUGUUUCACCUCAAGGUGAAGGCGCUCAGGUGUUUAUGACACCCGACACCGACCUGUUAAAGA
Chelmon rostratus (copperband butterflyfish) is the source of this 3767-nucleotide messenger RNA. RefSeq names its product solute carrier family 44 member 1b (gene slc44a1b). Bases 287 to 2593 code for a protein of 768 amino acids. Gene Ontology annotation, biological process: transmembrane transport. Gene Ontology annotation, molecular function: transmembrane transporter activity. Gene Ontology annotation, cellular component: membrane. NCBI's taxonomy places the organism in Eukaryota, Metazoa, Chordata, Actinopteri, Chaetodontiformes, Chaetodontidae. The record is from RefSeq and is a predicted model, not a curated record. The transcript has 15 exons.